Cuscuta campestris is the source of this 1939-nucleotide messenger RNA. The record is from the annotation of a GenBank genome assembly. Lineage: Eukaryota; Viridiplantae; Streptophyta; Magnoliopsida; Solanales; Convolvulaceae.
AGAUAAAAAAUCAAGUUCUUGCAGGGUUUCACCUUUUGAAGAACCAUUUGGAUCUCUAAAUCAACGAAGAAGGUCUCAGCGGGAUUUGGUGCUCAGCCAUGGCGGAAACGUCUUCCCCUUGUAUGGUGCGAUCGUUCACCCAGCCUUCCUUCUCCAGGUCCUGUGACGAGGGAGAUAUUCUUCGUGCUCUAACGUCGUCAAUCUCGUUUGGGAAAUACAUGACGGAAUCACUGGCUUGGGACAAGUGGUCUACAUUCCCUCAGAAUAAUUACAGAGAAGAAGCUCUGAGAUACUCCAGGCCUGGUUCUGUUGCUGAGAAGAAAGCUUUCUUUGAAGCCCGGUUCAAGACAAUGGCUUCCAAAAAAACUGCAGCUUCUUCUUCGGUUGAACAGAAAUCUGCAAUAGCUGAGCAUUCAUCUGGUUUGAACAGAGUGAAUCAGAACCAAAGUAAUGUGUAUUUGGAUUCUGCCCCUGGACAUUCUAAUGGGAAUAAUGCUGUGUUUGACAAAAGUGACCAAGAAAAUACCAUGGCCGUACCCUCAACAGGACGGCCUAUAUGCAGUAAAGAGGUUACUACUGUUACAAUGGGAGACACACCAGUCUCCGACAAGCUACCCCAUGCAUCAACAACCAUAAAAUCAUCAACUAGAUGUGGAUUCUCCAAUCCUCAACUCAUUAAGCCGACAUCAAUUCCACCCAAGAAGACUGAUCAUUCUAUGUCAAGUAGCAGUAAGAAGGUCACUGCUACUAAAGGGUCAGCAGCUAAAAAGCAGUUCACUCCAAGAUCUCUCCAUGUGUCAAUUGACAACAUAGAGUUUGAUGAUGAGCCCAUAAAAAAAUCUUCUCCUAUUUUUCAGAAGAUUGUGAACUCUAAAUUUGUUAGAGCAAUGACUAAUGAUACACUUCAAGAGAGCAGAAUAAAAAAAUCUCCUCUUAAGGUGAACAAAGAAGAACAUACUUUUCUGUGUUGUCCCCCGUUUGACGAGAAAGACCAAAAAAUUGCAGCUGCAAAACAAACGGAAGAACCUAUAUUCAGUGAGGAUGUGGCGGCGAAACCACUAAAUGCAUCAUACCUAGAUGAGAAUAUGGAACCAAAGGAGGGAACUGUAACAAUGGGAGAUUCAGAUGAGACUACUUUCCACGAAGAGAGACCAUUCUAUUACAGGAGUUGAUCAUGUGGCAGAAAAUUCGGAGCAUGAUGAGUACAUCAAAACAUCUUCUCCAGUUCUUCAGAAGAUCGUCAAUUCAAAGUUUGUCCGAGCAAUAACUAAUAAUACAACUCGAGAGAACAGAUCUAAAAUAUCUCCUAUUAGGACAACUAGCUUUUCAUUAUCAAAGCCUGUAUCUGAGCCAAAAAUUACAAGCAAUUUGAAACCUUCAAAUGCAAAUGGAAGUAAGACAUCAACUUCUUCCACUACAUGUGCUUCAUUUGUCUUCAGGAGCGAGGAAAGAGCAAUGAAGCUUAAAGAGGGUAAAAAAACAAAUGAAUCUACAGUUUUGAGAGCCUCUACCUCCUGGGUUAAACCUAAUUUCAAUAAUCAUCUGACAAGAGGAGAAUAUUCAUCAAUUAGCACCAUGGGAAAGAUUCCAGAAAUGCAGAAGCCUGCUUCGAAAGUCCAAGAGAAUAGUUCUAAACCGCCGUGGAGGCUUUCAGGAAAGUCUGAUAGCUCCAAAGAUGUUAUGGGAAAGAAUAACACGCUCCUCUCCCGUACUACCAGAUCAGUUGCGAUGGAAGAAUGUAGACGUGAAAAUGCUUCCCCAAAUAUCCAGGUUUGAGUAUUUGCAAUGUUCUUUACUUCUUUGUAAAGAACUAUAAAAGAGUAUAGAUUGAUAAAUUCUCUAAUAUCCCCCUUACCCGAAAUUAAGAUGUUUUUUAUAAAUAUUAUUGAGGGUGUUCUGGAUACCAAUAAUCAAGCCGAUUGUAUAGGAAAUUCUAUAU